This is a messenger RNA of Colletotrichum orchidophilum, 894 nucleotides long. Its product is annotated as methyltransferase. Gene Ontology annotation, molecular function: oxidoreductase activity. The record is from RefSeq and is a predicted model, not a curated record. NCBI's taxonomy places the organism in Eukaryota, Fungi, Ascomycota, Sordariomycetes, Glomerellales, Glomerellaceae. Bases 1 to 894 code for a protein of 297 amino acids. The transcript has 2 exons.
AUGACCACCAGCACCUUCCGCUAUGUGGACCCGGCAACUCUGAGCGGUACCGGCAGCAAGCCCUGGGCUAAGGUCGACACAGACGUGACCUCCUUCAGCCGGCUCGAGCGGCGGCGCUCCGUCGUCAAUAUCCGCGACUCGGCGGAAGAAUUCGGCACCGACGUUUCCGGUUUCGCCGUGUACAACUCACCCGCCAAGGAGAAAGACUUCACCGACGACGAGGCGGUGCGCAGUGGCUACUAUGCCGAAGUAGAGGCCCUGUUGAGAGAGAAGCUGCCCGGCGUGAAGAAAGUCGUCAUUUUCGACCACACGAUUCGGAGGAGGGAGAAGAGCAGCCCCAGACAGCCGGUGCAGCAGGUGCACGUUGACCAGACGCCCGGCGCGGCUGAGGCGCGUGUGAGGAGGCAUGUUCCCGGCAGCGAGGCGGAUGAGUUGAUCAAGGGACGGUACCAGAUUAUCAACGUCUGGAGACCCAUCGGACACCCGGCGAGUGACUUCCCGCUGGCGGUGAUUGACUGGCGGACGACGGAGCCCAAGGACCUCAUUGCCGUGGAUCUGCUGUACCCCAGACGAACGGACACGGACGACGAUGAUCGGGGCAAGGAGGUGCUUCCGGAUCCGUCUUUGGCAAAGUCGACGGAUAAUUACGAUGUCAAGGGCGAGACCUACUCUGUUGCACCGAGUGACAAGCAUACGCUGUAUUACGCCAAGGACAUGACCCCUGACGAAGCCAUGUUUAUCAAGUGCUUCGACUCGAGGAGCCAAGGACAGCCUGGUGGCACGCCGGGACGGGCUGAUUACACGCCUCAUACUGCAUUUAUCGACCCCAACACCCCCGCAGACGCGAAGGGAAGACAAAGCAUUGAGGUUAGAUGCUUGGUAUUUUAUGAGUAG